CACUAGCUAGUAUUUUAUUCCCUAUGACCCGGAUGUUGACCUCACUAGCUAGUAUCACAUGUUGAUGCUAGUUGUCAGUUAGCUUCGCAUCUAAAUGGAGAUAAAUAUGAAGAAGACGAGUUCUCAGGAUCUGCUGUCCUGUGGGAACGGAGAAGGUCUCAGUGAGAAGCUUCUCCUCAAGCCGAAGGCUGGCAGAUCGCUGCAGACGGAGAGAGUCCCGAGAAGCAGCGUGUUGGAGCGGCUGCAGAGCUUCCUGCCUCAGAUGGCCGAGGCCAACGAGAAGCUGAAGCAGCAGAUGGAUGAAGCUCCCGCCGGACGCUUCGACAUAGAGAGUGUGGAGGAAGCGGAGAGGGUCAUAGAGAUGGACGUAGCGCUGGUGGAGCUCAGCGGGUCGGACAGCAACUCCGAAGACGAAGAGACUCGGGACUCUGAGGAGGAGGAGGACUCUGCCGAGGAGACGGAGAUCACGGAGCAGAAGCUCGUAUUACCUGGAGACAAAGGCAAGAAGAAGAAAGCCAACAUCCAGGUUCUCCAUCAACAGGGAGAGUAGAAAAAGAUGGACUGCACAGACUUUUGGCUGCGUGCUGAGUUUCCCUCUGAGGUGGAUUAAACUGACCAAACCGUCUGCCUCGGGCAUGGAGGGAUUUCAACCGCAGAGACGGAGAACAGGAAGCUCCUGUGUGAAGAGAUGCAGAUCUUCCUCGUCCCUAUAGUGUUGCACAGUAUACCAUGAUACCCUGUUUUAUUAGUACUUGACUGAAUGACAGUGUUUUAACAGGAGCUGUGAGUUGCGUCAAUGUGCGACCGCAGGGCCGUGUGUGCAGCGCUCUGCUUAACAGGGGUGGAGAGGAAAAGCAGUCCGGUGAGAGAAACUCUUCUCUCUCUUCACACCACUUCUGACAGAACUUCAUCUGAAUUUUCUCAUCGUUUUAUGUUUUUUUUGUUUUGGAAGGCUCUCGGUGCUGCAGUACCACUCUCCGCCUUAACUGUUAUGUGCCAGCAGGGGGCGUUGUUUUACAAAAAGAAAGCCUUAUUAAUGAGUGAUAUCAGAAUCAGAAAUACUUUAUUGAUCCCCGGGAGGAAAUUACAGUUGUUCCAAUUUAGAAUU
Sebastes umbrosus (honeycomb rockfish) is the source of this 1108-nucleotide messenger RNA. RefSeq names its product chromosome 23 C12orf45 homolog (gene nopchap1). Gene Ontology annotation, molecular function: box C/D methylation guide snoRNP complex binding. The transcript has 4 exons. The coding region runs from base 95 to 550 and encodes 151 amino acids. NCBI's taxonomy places the organism in Eukaryota, Metazoa, Chordata, Actinopteri, Perciformes, Sebastidae. The record is from RefSeq and is a predicted model, not a curated record. Gene Ontology annotation, biological process: box C/D snoRNP assembly.